Phragmites australis (common reed) is the source of this 1286-nucleotide messenger RNA. RefSeq lists its product as uncharacterized. The record is from RefSeq and is a predicted model, not a curated record. The transcript has 3 exons. Bases 385 to 1236 code for a protein of 283 amino acids. NCBI's taxonomy places the organism in Eukaryota, Viridiplantae, Streptophyta, Magnoliopsida, Poales, Poaceae.
UGCCGAAUACAGCCCACAGUGCCGUAUUCGGCACCUCAGUUGCCGAAUUCAGUACAUCAUGUCACUUUCACGUCCUGUCGAUGCUUUCGGUGUGUGCGUGCCAGCGGGAUGCUGCUUUUGCGCUUAAUAAAAGCCCUGGCUCGCAGAAGAGAGAAGGGAGAAGAGAAGAGAGCAGCAAAGGAGAGAAGGGAGAAGAGAAGAGAGCAGCAAAGGAGAGAAGGGAGAAGAAAAGAGAGCAGCAGUGGAGAGAAGAGAGUAGCAACGGAGCAACGCUAGGAGAAGCAGCUCGAGCAGAGGGGGCAGCCGGAGAGGAUCAACGCGAGCAGCAGCCGCGCUCAAUUUCCUUAAGAGACAGAGCGUAGGUAGUCAGUGAGCAAGAAAUCUAUGGCGGGAUCCUCUAGUACAGGCUUUCCAUGGACACCUGCAACGAUCGCUAUAGCACUUAAUGCCUCCUUACAGGUUGUGCGCGAAGGAAACGAUGAUCCGUUAAAGGAGAACAACAUAAUCCAAGCCGUGGCGAAAUUGCAUGCAAGACCCAUAUGUUCUAGGUUAACCGCGCCACUCCAAUGUGUAACCACCGAGGACCUUAGGGCCCUCUUGUAUCACCGGCGUCAAAUGUAUCUGAGGGUCCGCGAACUGGCCGACCAUCCUUCUGUGAUAGGUUUCUCUAGGAGGCAAAGAACGAUAGUAAUGUCGCCAGACCAGUAUGCAUCCCAUAUUCAGGCUUUCCCGGAAGACGAACAGUUGAUCAACAAAGAAAUCUCACACUUCUUGACGAUGUGUAUGCUCUUCGGCGGGGGUGUGAUGCCUGGUUCGCGUAGAAGACGACGACAGUCAGCGAAUCAAAGGGGUACAGAGGCGACCUCUACGAAUCAUCCAGAUAAUGACGAGGACGAAGACGAUGACGAUUUCAUGCCCCCCAUGCCUAGACGUUCGAACAGAAAUACAGGAGAAAGUUCUAGGAACACUGCAAGAGGACGUUCACGCACAACAUCGAGAUGCCAUACAACUGAUAGGGAAAUAGGACAUGGUACCACCUCGGAGAAACCUCAAGAUGAUGACGACGACGACGAUUUCAUGCCACAACGACCCCGCCCUCCGAGGCUUCCAUCUCCGGAGGACACCGAUGACCCUGAAAAUGAUGAUGGAUUUGCUCGUACUCAUUUUUACAACUUCCCAGAACCACCUCAGAGACGACAACCAUCUUACCCGGAUAGCUUUGACCAUCGCACCUGAAAUUCUUACGCUAAUUUGCGUCGCCACUUUCCUUCGCCCUAAGCAUCUAU